AUAGGAAUCCGUCAGCUGACUCGUAUGGCCGUCGCGCGACGCGAUCCGUAAAAGCGUGGCAGUUAUUCAUCCAUCGAACAAGCUACGUAAUUCGUUAUUUUUACUCCAUCGUCUAUCGAAAUUACUUCCCUAUCAAUUUACGGGAAUAGUGUUGAGUCCUAGUUAUUUUUCGAAUGUGAUGUAAAACAUGAAAGUUACGAUAAAAAGUUGGACGGGUGUUGCUACUUGGCGUUGGAUAGCGAACGACGACAACUGCGGCAUUUGCCGAAUGCCAUUCGACGCCAGUUGCCCAGAUUGCAAAAUACCCGGCGACGAUUGCCCUUUAGUGUGGGGCCAGUGCUCGCAUUGUUUUCACAUCCAUUGCAUCAUGAAGUGGCUGCACUCGCAGCAGACAAGUCACCUCUGCCCCAUGUGUCGUCAGGAAUGGAAAUUCAAGGAGUAAAUACCGCAAAUUAUAUAGUAUAAAAGAAAAAAUAGCCAUGUCGACUCUGCAAGGACUGCCUCCCUUGCCACGAAGCUUGAGCGGAUUCAACCUGAGCACCAACAGAGACGGAAACGAGCCGCCACCGCCACCCGCGAGGUCUUCUAG
Molecule: messenger RNA, 589 nt
Organism: Diprion similis
Lineage: Eukaryota; Metazoa; Arthropoda; Insecta; Hymenoptera; Diprionidae
Gene: lmgA
Product: anaphase-promoting complex subunit 11
Exons: 4
Coding region: 188-442 (84 amino acids)
Biological process (GO): anaphase-promoting complex-dependent catabolic process; positive regulation of mitotic metaphase/anaphase transition; protein ubiquitination
Cellular component (GO): nucleus; anaphase-promoting complex
Molecular function (GO): zinc ion binding; ubiquitin protein ligase activity; cullin family protein binding
Source: RefSeq, a predicted model, not a curated record